GGCCGGGACUCGGUAGAGGGGGGAGGGAGUGACUGGCUGACUGACUCAGUGUGUGAGUUAGUGGCACCGCAAUAGUCACCAGCACCUUCUUCGUCAGUCACUCUAUGGGGAAGAAUGGCGAGGGGAGAGAGCUCGCGAGUGGGGCCUGCCGGAGGUUGUGCACUUGUUCGCUUACUUGGGAAGGCAGCUCAUAAAACGGGUGGGUUGUAUUGGGGUGUAGUGUGGUGUGAGAGGGCUCAACUGAUGUGUGAUGAGACGAGAGCGAACGAGAGGAGAGGAUUGAUCGAUCGAGAGACGCGAGGUUAAGUUUGAGGCGAGUUUCACAGUCGAGGGCAGUGUCGAAUUGUGAUUGCCGCAGAGGAGCGUGAGCGAGGGAGCGAAUGAGUGAGUGAGUGAGCGAGUGAGCGAGUAUUUCGUCGGCUGGAGCUUUGGAUGAUUAUGUGGUUGAGCCAGUGGCUAAUGGUUGAUGGUGAGUCGGACGAGGGGAAGAGAAAUAUAGAUCGGAUGUUGGAAGCUUGGGACGACGAAGCUGCUGCUGCGUCUUACAGGUGGAGAGGCUGAGAGAGGGUGGCAUGAUUUGAGCUGUACGGAGAGGAGAGGAGAGGAGAGGAGAGGUAGUCGUAGAGAGGGAGAGAAAUUUCGUGAGGAUAUUGUUCGAGAGACGAGGCUAGACUGUGAUUGUCGCAGCUGUAAAGGAACGUCAGCCACCAUGGAUCACGCGCACUUACAGCAAGCCCAGGAGCAGACUGCCUACACGCUCGAUUUGUACAAGCAGGUGUUGAAACUGGAAGAAUUGAAAGACAACGCUGUGAUGUCUCCGAUGAGUAUAGCCACAGCUCUGGCGAUGACUGCCGGAGGUUGCAGGGGAGAGACCUUAGCUCAGUUCGCGGCCCAUCUCAAGCAUCCGGAUAGCGAGAACAUGCACCAGUUGUCGAUGCAGAUCAACAACUCCAUAUUCCGAGAAGGAAGCGAUUCUGCAGGUCCCUAUCUUGCAUCGGCCAGCGGCCUGUGGGUGGAUGAGAGAACUCCUCUCAAUCCCAAGUUCAGGAGGUUCGUCAAGCACAAUUACGGUGGCGAGGCGCAAGAAGCUGAUUUCAGAACCAAGGCUGGGGAGGUGUGCAACGAGGUGAAUCAGUGGGUGGGCGAUCAGACUCGGGGUAAGGUGAGCAACAUGCUGCCACCUGGUGCCGUUCACGGGGAGACGAGAAUGCUACUGGUGAAUGCUCUGUAUUUCAGAGGCAAUUGGAAGGAGAAGUUCGACAUCAAGCAGACCAAGGAUAAGACCUUUUAUCUCAUGAACGGGCAGUGCAUGACUGUGCCGAUGAUGCGAACGCAGAAGAAGCAGUACAUCAAAUCCUACUCCAACUGGUCCUCGUCGGAUGCGUCAUUCAAGCAGGAUCUGUGGCCCAUGUACUCGUUCAACGAGUCCCAUGGAGCGACGGAUUUCGCGCCUCCCGCUGUGAUUACCGAGCAACCUUUUGAGUUCAAGGUUUUGAGGCUGCCUUACAAGACAGGCAACAAAGAUCAUCGUCAGCUGUCGAUGUACAUCCUGCUUCCGGACAGGAAGGACGGGCUGCCUGAGCUCGAGAGGAACCUCGAUGCCGCAUGGCUGAUGAGAGAGUUGCCCACUCUGACCAGAUUCGAGCCGGUCGGAGAAUUCUGGCUCCCUCGAUUCAAGUCGUCUUUCAAGUUCCCCGUCAAUAAACCUCUGCAGAAUCUCGGGCUCACCACGCCGUUUCACGAAGUAAAGGCCGAUUUCUCAGGCAUGCUGGAAGCCCCCGGUGCCAGAUCCGGCAGAUUCACCUGCGUCCCGGGCGGAUGCAACAGCAUGAUCAGAACGUCGGGACGACGGCUCUACCUUUCAAAAGUCAUUCACGAGGCGAUCGUCGAGGUGAGAGAGGAUGGAGGCGAGCCCGUAGCAGCUCCUGUCUACGGUCGGAGCGUAUCGAAUUGCGCAAUCGAGCCUCUGUACAAGAUGGACUUCGUUGCCGACCAUCCGUUCUUGUAUCUAAUCAGGGAAGACGCGACCGGAGUCGUCUUAUUCAUCGGCCGUUGUACUCAUCCCAAGGACGCCAAUCCUUUGCUCGAGCUGUAAUCCCACGGGAGCUGAAGCUCCCACUACUAACUACUACACAUAGCGACGACCAUGGCAACCGGAAGCAGCGCGGAUCCUUACCCCGAGUUCAGCGAGGAUCGCGAAUUGGAGCCGCUAGCCAAUUCCCAUGACCUCCGGACUCCUCUCUGUACAUAAAAAAUCCCCCCCGCAGCCGCAGCCCUACGCAAUCAUCGUUUGCUCGAGAACGCCGUGCAUCAGCACAAACGAGACUCCCUCAUCCAUCCGCCGACGAGACUGGUGCAACUCAGGGCAAGGCGAGUCAGUCUGCCGGGUUCAGAAGCGCUCUAGGUGCCAGUGUACAGUAUAUUAAUUAGGUUCAGAGAAGAAUUCCAGUUGUAGAUUUUAUGUCUGAGUGUUGUUAAUGGUAAAUUAUGUUUGAUACUUAGAGUAGCAUUCUCCGCUGGGCAUUUCCGACCAGAGCGCGUCUCAGUCGAAGGCCAAAUGCGGGCAGGAAUCGGAGAAAGUUGAGUUGAACGAGGUUGUAGUAGCCCCCUCCUGCUUGUGGAGAGACGCUGGAAUUAUGAGUCGAGAGCAGAUGAGCUGAUAGAGAACAAACUCUGGCCCUUCUUGACGGCUUUCCUCGUAAUCAAAAGUUUUGGUAAAAGAGCUGGAAUUCUUUCAAGUA
Molecule: messenger RNA, 2741 nt
Organism: Marchantia polymorpha subsp. ruderalis
Lineage: Eukaryota; Viridiplantae; Streptophyta; Marchantiopsida; Marchantiales; Marchantiaceae
Source: the annotation of a GenBank genome assembly